Molecule: messenger RNA, 486 nt
Organism: Cavenderia fasciculata
Lineage: Eukaryota; Evosea; Eumycetozoa; Acytosteliales; Cavenderiaceae
Exons: 5
Coding region: 1-486 (161 amino acids)
Source: RefSeq, a predicted model, not a curated record
AUGAGUGAGAGGAUAGAGACAAAUAGUAUUGUUGUCUACUCACUUAAGAGUUCAUGCAUAUGCAACCUAGAACUUUUUUGGAUCAAUUAUACUCAUACUGAAACAUUUAAUAUAGAGUAUCCCGAUAAUACCACCACCACCAUCACCACCACCUCGUACUUCUUUUUAACAUAUGUGUUAUUUAUUUGGAAGCAAAUUGAUGUAAAGCACCAACAGCAACAACAACAACAACAACAACAAGUAAGGGAUGUUCAUCGCCGCUUUUCAACACCAACAUCUUUACAUUACCACGCACCCACUAGCUACAGCUGCUGCAAUAAUCGUAAUACUACUACUACUUGUUCAACAACAGCAACAGCAACAAUAGCAACAGCAGCAGAUGAUAGUAGUAGUAGUCGUAGGUUGAUUAAUAAUAAUUAUAAUUAUUUAUCAUUAGCUAACAUUAAACAAUCUGAUUAUAUAACAACAAAGGGAGGAGCAAGAUAA